Molecule: messenger RNA, 855 nt
Organism: Serendipita indica DSM 11827
Lineage: Eukaryota; Fungi; Basidiomycota; Agaricomycetes; Sebacinales; Serendipitaceae
Source: the annotation of a GenBank genome assembly
AUGGAGAGGGAGGAUAAUGGUAGCACGACUCUUCCCUCGUUAGAGUAUCAGCCUUCAAAUCCCACGGCUCAAGACGUCCCACCAAAGGGACCCUGGUUGAACACACGAGCGUCUGCUUCCAUCACGACGGCUCUCAUUCUCGUCGUUGGUAUAGCGGCAUCCACUUUGUGGGCUUUAUUUUUGGCGAGGACAGCCAGUAAACUACAGACGGAUGAGCUCGCUGUCAUUUCAGUCAGCCUUGCGCUUUUCGUUGGAGUAGUAGGAUUGACCGUCUUUGGUCUAUACGCUAUGUGGAAGGAAAGCUCGAGUCUCGUAGAGGCCUAUUUCUGGAUCUUCCUUCUCUAUUGGUUCCUCGAGUUGGCGUCCAUCAUCAUUUUGCUCGUCAUUGCCUACCCACGCAGAGACGCAGCAGCACUCAAAUCGUGCUCUCAACAAAAGGGAUAUCAACAAUGUUACGACCUCGUCACAAUAUGCAUCGCACUCGCUAUCGCCACACUCGCCCUUUACAAACUCAUCGGCAUCUGGGCCUUCUUUACCUUGCAUCGAUACAGGCAAGAGUUACUUUCGCGGAGAGCACAAAAAAACCCGUUGAUCCUCCGGUGGCUUCGACGCUCGUCGACUUCGUCAUUUGCAUCCAUAUUCGAGCGUAAGAGGUGGUGGUCAUCUUCAGAGAUUCCAACAAUCAAAGUCGACCCGGCCAGCGACGACUCUAGCGUCAGCGACUACUCCAACGACUCGGCGGGUUAUCGUUCCCAGCAGUUUGGCCCACCCGAAUAUCCAGCACUCGCCCCUUUACCACAAGCGCAUCUAGGAGUCCAUGGGCUCAACAUACCGUCUCCACAUCGUCGACACUGA